Arabidopsis thaliana (thale cress) is the source of this 1972-nucleotide messenger RNA. Its product is annotated as Lung seven transmembrane receptor family protein. The record is from RefSeq and is marked reviewed. The transcript is spliced from 5 exons. The coding region runs from base 115 to 1665 and encodes 516 amino acids. Gene Ontology annotation, cellular component: membrane. NCBI's taxonomy places the organism in Eukaryota, Viridiplantae, Streptophyta, Magnoliopsida, Brassicales, Brassicaceae.
AAAAACAAUAAACAUGGUGCUUUUAUGUUUUAUAUACUCCAAAAAGGGGUCUGCGUGACAGUGAGAUAGACAGAGAGAGAAGAAAAAGAAGCGAGUGAGCAAAGUUUCUCAAAAAUGACGAAUCUGUUUCUAGGGUUUUUGGUGAUUUCGUUUUGCUUACUUGGGAAUUUGAUUCACGCAGCUGACGGCUCGAUUCACGACUACAACAACAGCGGAGGCUUCACCAAAAUCGCCAAUGCUCGCUACUUCGUUGGUGGUUCUGAAGGAAUCUAUGGUUCUGAGUUUCUGGAUGUUCAUCAUGCUUCUUCUGAUACACCUCUGCUCAAGGGAAACUCCUUCAUCAGGUUUGAUGAUAUCACUUUCGUAAGAACCAAGGAAUCUGCUAGCAAGCAGAAUUCUACUCUGGCAGCUGCAGGCUUGGUGGAAGCGAUACUGUUUGAGGUGAAGCAGCGAGAUAGAGUUGGUGGAUCUUUUUUCAAAUCUGAGGACAUGUGCUGUACGCCAAAACUUGCGGAUGCUGGUUCCUGCAAUCUUGGAGAGGUUAUGAUUAGUGCAGAUCCUAAUGAUCCUGAAUGGCCUAAGCGGAUUCCCACUUUUUUCAAAAGGGGUGAGGAAGAAGUGAAGAUGUCUCCGGAAGCUGUCAUUAUCAAGAAAACUGGAUUGUACACUGUUUACUUCAUGACAUGUGAUCCGGAAUUGGAUGGCGCAACAAUCAGAGGAAGAACAGUUUGGAAGAACAGAGGUGGCUAUUUACAGGGAGAGAAAGCUCCUUUGAAGAAGUUCUACGCCUCCAUGCUUUUGGCUUACGUGGUUCUUGGCCUAGUUUGGUUUCCACAAGUUGCUCAGUAUUGGAAAGAUGGAAUCCAGUUGCAUAGUCAUAUCAACUUUGUAAUUGCAUUUACCAUGGGUGAAUUGGCCUUCCUCUACCUUGACUUCGUUUAUCUCGACUCAGCUGGUACAAGUCCUAUGGAGGUUACAGUAUGGGCAAUAACCCUUUCUUCCAUGAGGAAGGCACUCUCCCGGCUUCUACUGUUGGUCAUAUCUUCAGGGUUUGGGAUAGUGAGACCUACCCUAGGUGGCAUAACAUUGAAGAUGCUUCUUAUUGGUGUCUUAUGCUUUGUUAUAAGUGAAUCCCUCGGGUUGGCUAUGCAAUUUGGGAACAUCUCUGAAAAUGGAAUGAAUUACUUAAUGCUCUCUUGGGCUAUACUGGAAACUUGCUUUAUCCAGUGGAUUUUCAGAUCCUUGUCGAAAACGCUUAAGAAGCUCAAGCUGAAUAAGAGGAACAUUACUAAGCUGCAGCUCUACAAGAUGUUUGCAACUGUGCUUGUAAUCAUGGUUGUGCUCAGUUUUGCCUGGAUUUAUGUGGAGGUAUAUCUCUACAGCUCCUUGAGUCAGUUUUGGAAAGUGAAGUGGAUUGUUCCAACACUUUGGUACAUCCUUUCUUAUGCAAUGUUGGUACUGAUUUGCCUCUUUUGGCCUCCAUCGGAAAAACCAAUGAGGUACCUAUACGUAGCUGACAUGGAGGAAGAGACUGAAGAAGAAGAUGAUCUCUCCACUGCAGAAACCGGUAUGAACGCAACAAAGGCUGAAUACGAGAGGAGUGAAAGGAAGACCCUGCUGGAAGCAUUCAUCCUAUUGCUUGGGAAUAUACCAGGGGAGAAGUGAAACUCCCCAUCUUACAAAGUUACCGUCCUUUUAGCUUAAGCUGCCUACUUCUCAUCCUUUUUCAGCUUAAGCUACUCCUAAUCAUCCUUUUAAACCUACGGCUUUAAGUUUUUUUUUAACUCAUAUAAUCUUCUGCAGUAGACUUGACUUAAUCGGAUUUUCUGUUUCAUGAACUUGUUGGUAGUGUGGAACAAAUGGGAAAAUGAAUAUUUUUGGAACAAAUUGAUUUUCUGUUUCAUAUUAAGUUAAAUCAUUCUGUUUCCACUGAAAUAAAUUGUUUUCCAAAAAUCACUCCGUUUAUUAUGUC